Messenger RNA from Osmerus eperlanus (European smelt), 4098 nucleotides. RefSeq names its product aftiphilin a (gene aftpha). Gene Ontology annotation, molecular function: clathrin binding. Gene Ontology annotation, biological process: intracellular transport. The record is from RefSeq and is a predicted model, not a curated record. The transcript is spliced from 10 exons. Gene Ontology annotation, cellular component: AP-1 adaptor complex; trans-Golgi network membrane. Bases 207 to 2768 code for a protein of 853 amino acids. Lineage: Eukaryota; Metazoa; Chordata; Actinopteri; Osmeriformes; Osmeridae.
CGAGAGAAAGCAAAGUAGGAUCAUCAUAACCGGCUGACUCAACAAUAGUUUUGUCUUUAAUGCAAACCGUUUCCCAACUUAAUGUGUCGCUGGCUAUGAUCUACAUUCUAUAGCAAGUGUCUACUUCAUGUGAGCCAUGAAAAUGAAGCGUCAAGAUAUUAAGUGGGACUUGUAACCUCAAGGACGUGUGUGAUUGCUUCAGGACCAUGGAGCCAGAUGUGAUACGUAUGUUCUCAUCUUCUCCACCCCCUAUGGAGGACGGCGCCGAAGAAGAAGACGAUGAGUUUGGUGACUUUGGUGGUUUUUCCGGUGUCCCCAACAGUGUCAGCUUCACAGAGUUUGACACCCCAGCUACCUUCAACCAGAACCAAGCCUUGACCGCCACCUCGCCGCCCGAGCUCCUCAACAACGGAGGUGUGGUUGCAAUCUCUAACCUUAGCUGUGGUUCUGUAAGUCGGGGUCCUGCAGAAGACCUCUCAAAGACCAAUGGGGUUGCGCCGGGAGGGGAUGGCAGUCCUUCUGACCGAACUGUCAACACUGAGGACCUGAAAAGGCUUGCUGACCACUCGCAACCCAACCAUCACUCGAAUUCUCUGGACCUUGACAGGAAUACCCUAACUGACAACAAACCUUCGGAUUGCAAUGGCGGUGUCAUGGAAGUCCUAACAAAUGGCUUUGCCUCUUUCGAAGUGCAGGAAAUCCCCUUCUCCUCACAGCAUGCUGUCCACCCUCACCAGAAAGGAACCUCCACAGAGAGUCCAGACGAGUGCCCUCCUAGCCCGGAAGAAGAUGAUUUUGCAGAUUUUGCUGCUUUUUCUAAUGCAGACAUUCAAGGACACCUCAGCCAGUCGACCAACCUGAGUGAAAACACGGAUUGCACAGAGGGGGGUGAUUGUCUAGCAGAAGGGGCCUACCGACGGAAUUCAAACGUGGGGCAGGAGAGUGGUUCCGAGGACAUCGUCAGGGACGGCCACGUAACCAACGCAAACACUCCGGGGCCUGAUUCCGAUUCUCAUCCUGCCGUGGCCCGUGACAGACUUAGCAAUGGGGACGGGGGCUUUCACACGGACGGUAACACUGAAGAUAGGGACGUAGCCUUUGCACCGGAGCCCUCAAGCUCAGAGGCACUUUGCACUAGGGAACCUGUUGCCCAGAAUGGCAUGGGUUCCGAAGGGUCAGGCGAGGCACUUAUCGAGGAGAACGGAGUUUCGCCAGACACUGGUGGAGACGGGGAAGGAGAGCAAGCGGACGAGAAGGGUUCCGGAAACGAGACCGAGACCGAAACGGAGACGGAGACGUCGUUCGGACGUCCGCUGUCGACCGAAGCCCUAGAGGAGUACGGGGACAUGAGCACUACAGGUUCGGUACCGUCACCACCCCUGCAGGAGGAGAUGGCCACCCCCGUCGGCCACAGUCAACUGGCCAAGGACGACGAAGACUUUGGAGACUUCGGGGACGUGGGCUCGUUUGACGAACAGGGUUUUGCUGAUUUCGAACAGCCCGAGACACAAGAAGACGGUGUUUCGACCGGCUCGAACGCUGUACCCGCGCAGGAACUGGGGGACGAUGAGGACUUUGGCGAUUUCGAUAGCCCCCAAAACCCUCCCGUCGACAAGGACAGGGAGGAGUUCACCGAUUUCCCCGGCAGCGACAGUUUUGCCGAUUUUAGCUCGGCCGCUGUCGCCGCGGACACUGACGCAGACGCUGGCUGGAAUGCCUUUCACGAGCCAGAACAAGGUCAAGGGGAGGGAGACUCCUGGGCUGCGUUUGGGGAACAGAGCGCCGCGCCGUCGGAGAAGAGCGAGGACGAGUGGCAAGAGAGCGGAGCUGGGACAUCUUUUCCAUCCGUCAGGGAUGACACCAGUAGAAGAGAGAGUCUGUCGGCAUCGUUGUCCUGCCGGCUGGAGAAGCUCUUUCAGGCCACCUUCCCAGAGACACCUGUCCCUCAGGUGGGGGAGGAGGUGCUGUCCCUGAAAACCCGUCUGGAGCCCCCUGAGAGGUUACAGCAGGAGGAGGAUGGGAAGGGCAGCGCCACAGAUAACAGGGGAUUGUGGGACGUGUGGAGGCAGCUGCAGGACAUCCACAAUUCCUUCGGCCUGAGGCACCAGUGGGGGGGCUCCCACAGCAACAAAACCCUGCUCUGCUCUCUGGGCAUUGACACCAGGAACAUUUUGUUCACAGGUCAGAAGAAGCAGCCAGUGAUCGUCCCCAUGUAUGCUGCCAGCCUGGGCAUGCUGGAACCCACCAAAGAACCUGUGAAACCCAUUUCGGCCGCUGAGAUGAUUGCGUCCAUAGCACAAGCGCCUCCAGUGGCCCCUGAGCUAAGCACCUGUCCCCCGGAUACAGCGCAGCAGGAAACACUCCCGCCCGUCCAGUUUGACUGGAGCAGCAGUGGCCUUACUAACCCCCUGGAUGCGAGCGGAGGCUCCUCUCUGCUCAACCUCGAUUUCUUUGGGCCCGUGGAGGACUCUGGCUCUAGCGGCUCCACCUCCAUCCCAGGAGUUGACCCGGAGCUGUAUGAGUUGACCACGGCCAAAAUGGAUCCCAGUGGCUCUGGAAGCCGAGUGGCAGAUGCCUUUGCCCGCCUUAUGUCCACCAUGGAUAAAACCAGCACCUCAACAAGAAAACCCCGGAAAGAGGAGAACUUGAGUGAGGAGGCGGCGAAGGUGAUUGCGUGUCUGCCUGACCUGUCCUUCAUGCAGGCCAAGGUCCUGAUGUUCCCCACCACGCUUACACCCCUGGGCUGCUCAGAACCCACAUCGGACUGACCCUCCCCCCCCCCCCCUCAAAACUCCCCCAAUAGCCCUCCUCCUCUCCUCCAUCACCACCAUGUCGCUUCCUGUCAUUUGCUCUUUGACUUUACGGUGGCCAUCAUCGUUUACCCGUCGUUCCUUUUUCUCUAUUUUUUAUUUUUUUUCAGUCGAUUUUUAAUCAUUCUUUUUUUAAUCACGUGAAACAUUUAUCCAUUGUCCAUCAAUAUGGGAAAUGGGUUUGUCAGACCUGGAACAGGCCAAGCCUGUGAGCAAGCUGCAUUAAUAGUAGGAGUGAAGAUAUUAUUUACAGAGAUGUUAGUUUGUUUGUUAAUUUAUAGAUCAAGGUCCUAGAAAAGGUGUAUCAUUUAUAAUAGGAGAAUCAAUGUGUAUAUAAUCAGGGACUAUUAGAGAUUUUUCGUUAUUCUUUUGUGCUGGGAGUGUAUACAUGUUUGUCUUUGUGUGGAAAAUGAAACACUGGUUUAAGUUCUUCAAGCAAAGGUCAAAUAAAUUAAAAUGGAAUAUAUACAACUUAUAUACUUAUACAAAUAUAAAUAUAUAUAUAUAAAUACAUAGAUAUAUAAUGACUUGAAACCACACUGCCUGCAAAAUCCAGCUGAAUGUUUUCCCCAUUGUGUUAAUAGCCUUAGUUUUUCUUUUGUCAUUUUACAUAGGGCCUAGAUUUUUAACCCUUAUUUCUUAACCUAAGGCUAAAAUGCGCUGUUGUUCCAGUACACCCGUUGGUUACUUGUGAUUCAAUCGUACCCUCCCAUCACCAGUCAUUCGACAAGUAUGAAAUUGGCAGUUGGCUGUAUUUUGUGUUUGUAGUUUUCUUUUUUUUUUAUAAUCAAUUUUUGUUUCCCUUUUUCCUUUUCUUAAAUUUUUUUUGGGGGGUGAAAAGAUGUUUAUGGUUUUAACCACUGACAAAAAACACUGAACGAAUUCUGACAUCAGUAGCUGAUUGGAGGUAGACGUACAUCAUAAGGGAAUUAUGGGACCAAUUUCUGUGUUCAGUUACAGUUACGAAGUGCUUUUCGUGGUUUCGCUGUCAUUGUCUAUUCCCUUUUCUUUAUUUCUCUUGCUAUUUGUUAUGUUGUACCACUCAACCUGUUCCCAGGAGGAUUUUGCACAUUGUAAAGAUGAAAUGGAUGUAAUCAUAGUUCACUGUGGCUUUAGACUGUGUACAGUAAAACUAUGGACUGUAAAAUGUAUGGGAAAAUUCCUAUGGAAAAAAUGAAUCACGUGAUGAGCCUGUAAAAAGGUUAACAUGCAUGCCCGGGUUCUUUUCAGACUAAGUGUGUAAAUUUACUUUUAGUGUACACAAGAAAUUAAAAUAAUUUAAGAGAAA